UACAAGUGUGUGCGACACCGCGACGACCGCCCUCGCGGGGACGGGCGGGCGGGCGAGUGAGCUGGGGGCGUUUAUAGCGGUGCCCGCGCGGGGGCUCGCGACGACGACGGUGAUGAGGGGGUUCGGUUUAGUGGGAGAUGGUAGUGGUGGUGGUGGUGGGCAGGGGGGCGGGAGGAUGAUGACGGCGCAGGCCGCGGCGGAGGCGGCGGUGGGCGCGGUGGGAUGCGGGUACGACCUCACGAGCGACCUCCGCCUCAGCCGCGUCAAGCCGGGCGGGAGGCUGGUUGACAUCGACGGGACCAGCGGGGCGCACCGGGAGCUGGUCCUUCCCGGGGGAGCCGUCGUGCCGAGCGUGCCGGUGGGGAUCGUCGCCGAUAAGGGGGAGCGCACCCGGUUCCGCUCCGACGUCCUCUCCUUCGCGCAGAUGGCGGAGCAGGUGAACCAGACGAUGUCGGUGGCGGGGAAGAUCCCGUCGGGCGCGUUCAACGCCCUGUUCGACUACCGCGGGUGCUGGCACAAGGACGCGGCGGCCACACGGAGCCUCUGCUUCGACGGCCGCUUCGUCGAGCUCUACGCUGUCGAGGCCCCCCGCUCCCACCUCCCCCUGCUCGACCGCGUCAAGCUCGACGUCCCGCCGUUCUGGGAUCCCGCCGCUCUAGCCGAGUUCAUCGACAAAUACGGCACGCACGUCGUCGCCGGGGUGAAGAUGGGAGGGAAGGAUGUGGUCUGCAUCAAGCAACUCAAGGGCUCCAAUCUGACACAGAGCGAUGUGCAGACUCGGCUCAAGAAGCUCUCUGAUGACAAGCUCUCUCAAGAUUCCCCUGAAAGCUACAACAAUGCAAGAGAUGACAAGUUCUUGCAGGGGAUAAACGGGAAUUUAUUCGGUCCUGGAUCAGCUGCCUGGCGCUUAUUCAGACCAUCAGUCAUAUCUAUGAAAGAUGACAUCGUCAGUAUCCACAUCAGAAGAGGGGGCAUUGAUAAUGGCCAGGGACACGGCAAAUGGAUUUCGACGAUCAAUAGUUCUCCGGACGUCAUCUCCAUGGCCUUUGUGCCGUUAACUUCUCUUCUGACUGGUGUUCGAGGCUGCGGGUUCCUCAACCAUGCAGUGAAUCUCUACCUCAGAUACAAACCGCCCAUAGAGGAACUCCAGCAGUUCUUGGAAUUCCAGGUGCCACGGCAGUGGGCUCCAGAGUUUGGGGAGCUCCCCUUGGCUUUGGGCCCGAGGAAGAAGAAGAACAGCCUGCCAUCUCUUCAGUUCACUCUUAUGGGUCCUAAGCUUCAGGUUACCACUGCCAAGGCUGAUUCUGGGAAUCGUCCGGUGACUGGAAUUCGGCUGUUCCUGGAAGGCAAGAAGAAUAACCGGCUUGGCGUGCACCUGCAGCAUCUAUCGGCGACGCCGGGCACGAUCACGAUCACCGGCGAGGCGGUGUCGGCGGAGGACGCCGCCGUGAGGGAGCGCGACUACAUCGAGCCCAUCAAGUCGCCGCUGCUGUCGCACGUGUGCACGGCGCCGGUGCAGUACAACGGCGCGCGGAUCGACGACUGCGCGGCCAUCGUCACGAGGGCCUGGCUGGAGGUGCAGGAGACCUGCCUCAAGAAGGUGCUCUUCCUGCGGCUGGGCUUCUCCGGCGUGGCGUCCACCAAGAUCCGGCGGUCGGAGUGGGACGGCCCGUUCGUCGUGUCACGCAAGUCGGGCUCGCUGUCGGCGCUGAUCAGCGCGCGCCUGUCCGUCGGCAGCUCCGCGCAGACGCAACAGCCGCCGGCGGCGGGGGAGAAGGUGGAGGUGAACUCGGCCAUCUUCCCCAAGGGCCCGCCGGUGCCUCUCCCGGUGCAGAGGAUGGCGAGGUACGUGGACACGACGGAGGUGAUGAGGGGCCCCGCCGACUUGCCGGGGUACUGGGUGGUCACCGGCGCGAAGCUCUGCAUCGAAGGUGGCAAAGUUGCACUCAAGGUCAAGUACUCGUUGCUCAUCGCGGAGGCGCGAGACGAUCCUGACGUUUGAGAAAUGCACGGCAUGUGCAUCUUUUUGGCUUGUUUGUGAUGUUGUGUACAGUACAGUACAGAUUCACCGUAUACUGUACAGAUUGCGCACACGCAAAGUAGUCAGCUAUACCAUUUGUACAGCGUAUAAACUACAGGGUAGAGCAGUAUACAGCAGGCGAUUGUUUUUGGUUUGCACUUAGAUUCUUGCAACUAGGAACUUGUGGAGAUUAGCUAUCUAGAGGCUUGGAUAUGUAGCUCAACAAGGAAUUCUACAUCCGUAUAUGUGGUUGAU
Messenger RNA from Oryza brachyantha (malo sina), 2275 nucleotides. Its product is annotated as MACPF domain-containing protein NSL1-like. NCBI's taxonomy places the organism in Eukaryota, Viridiplantae, Streptophyta, Magnoliopsida, Poales, Poaceae. The coding region runs from base 113 to 2002 and encodes 629 amino acids. The record is from RefSeq and is a predicted model, not a curated record. The transcript is spliced from 7 exons. Gene Ontology annotation, biological process: regulation of salicylic acid mediated signaling pathway; plant-type hypersensitive response. Gene Ontology annotation, cellular component: plasma membrane.